Mytilus californianus (California mussel) is the source of this 2482-nucleotide messenger RNA. RefSeq lists its product as uncharacterized. The record is from RefSeq and is a predicted model, not a curated record. The coding region runs from base 49 to 1734 and encodes 561 amino acids. NCBI's taxonomy places the organism in Eukaryota, Metazoa, Mollusca, Bivalvia, Mytilida, Mytilidae. Gene Ontology annotation, molecular function: zinc ion binding. The transcript is spliced from 2 exons.
CGUAUUUCUUCCUUGUUAUGAAGGCUGAUAAAUGGUUCAAGCAUCACAAUGGCUACUAGUACAACUCUUUGUGGUCCAUGUUCGGAACGACAUUUAACCAAACUAUCAGUAUCCUGGUGCUCGGAAUGUGAAGAAGCGAUGUGUGAUGACUGUCAAGAACAUCAUAAAGUAUUCAAAGCAACACGAAGUCACGAACUCAUACCAAUUGACAAGUACACAUCUCUUCCGUCCUUUAUUACUGAUAUACAGCAGUCAUGUACCUAUCACAAUGAAAAAUAUCAGCAAUACUGUGUUGAGCAUGCGUUACCUUUUUGCUUCAAAUGCAUUAAAGAACAUCAGAAAUGCAACGUCAUUCCUCUUGACGAAAUCACCAAUAACGCUAAGACAUCCGGGCAGUUACAAGAUUUAGAAACUAGAUUGAUGGACCUAUUACAAAACAUUGAUAGAAUCAAGAAGGACCGAAAGGCUAAUUUGGGCAAUAUUGAAGAAAGGAAGGAGCAACAUCUUGCAGACAUUCGACAAAUUAGAAAUCAUAUAAACAGACAUUUAGACAAACUUGAAAAAGAAAUGAUUCAAGAUCUGGAGAAGAAAGAGUGUAAAGGCAAGAAGAGUAUUCAGAAUAUUUUAUCAUCAGUUGAAGAAAAGAAAAACUUGAUAACAGAAUAUCAAACCAAUCUUCAAAGCAUCAAACAACAUGCUUCCAAUCUUCAAACAUUUCUAGUAAUGAGCAAUAUUGAAGUGAAGGUUUUUGAAAAUGAACAAUAUUUGCAAUCGUUGUUUGAAACUAACAAAUUGGACACAGUAGACCUGACUUGUGAAGUAGACCCAGGGGUGCUUAGUAUCUUAGGCAGUUUGAAAAUGUUUGGAUCAAUUGAAAUUAAAAAGAAGUCGAGUAACAUCAUUUUAAUUAGAGUGAAAGACAGACAAGCACAGUUGCAAGUUACACCAACGAAGACGAUUAACGACUUGAAUUUGAUUCUACAAAAGGAAAUUUCAACAGGAGGGGUGAAUAUUAGAGGUUGUUGCAUGUCAGUAAAUGGCAAAUAUUUCUUCACCGACAAUUACUCAAGAAAAAAGCUGUAUGUCAUUACGUCAGAUGGUUCCUUCAAAUUUGAUAUGUUGCUAGAUCCUAGUUAUGGGUAUGACAUAACAAUAAUCAAUGAGAAAACAAUCGCUAUCACAUCUGGAUAUUCUAGUGAGAAUAUCGGAAUUGACAUAAUAGAUACUGAGAGCCGAGAGAAAAUUAAGUUCAUCAACCUGCCUUCUCGCCCAUUUGGAAUCACAUGUGAUCACAACUUAUUGUUUGUCUGUGUUGAAGGACGAGGUAUAUAUAAAGUAAACACUGUAGAUUAUACUACGUCUCACGUGAUCAGUUGUAACUUAUCGGGAUUGGCAUACGUAUCUGUAUUCAAGGACAAGAUAUACUACACUGACUGCUAUAAUCACAGUGUAGUUUGUUGUGACCGUGAUGGAUCAUGUGUUUGGACUUUUAAAGGUACUUCAGUAUUGAAAAACCCGAGAGGAAUCACUGUAGAUAACGGGGAAAACGUGUUUGUUGUUGGAGAGACGUCGUCGAAUUUGGUCAUUUUAUCAAACGAUGGAAAACAACAUAGGAAAAUCCUGACAGACGAAGAUGGUCUCCGUGAACCGUCAGCUAUUUUCUUCGAUAAACAGACCAGUAAACUUCUUAUUGCGAACAAAAAAGAAACUGCAUUUCUUUACAACUUUUCAUAAACUGAUGUGAAUUAUAUGAUGAUCAUCACAAAUCACCAGCAUUUUUCGAUGAAACGCCGAACAUUUAAACCAGGAUAAGCUCUUUCUACACACAUCAGAAAAAAACAAAUAAAUUAUUUUUGCCAAUAUUCAAACAACGUCAAAAUCAAGAUAUGAAUGUCACUGGUUUGUAAAUAAAUUCAAGUAAUGUAAGAUAUCAAUAUGUAUUGUACGAAUAUCAUUCUGUAUUCAAAGCAAAGUGAGACGUUGAAGAAAAAUCAUAAUAAUUGUUUACACCUCCGACAUAUGCUUAUAAAAAGUAUACAGAAAAUACUUAUCUAAGAUAUGCGUUUUCCCGUAUGUGACCAACCGAAUAUACUUAUUCACGGGUAUGUACUCAAAAGAGCAACACGACGGGUGUCACAUGUGAAGCAGGAUCUGCGUACCCUUCUGGAGCAUCCGAGAUGAUCCCAAGUUUUUGGUGGAGUUCGUGUUGCUUAGUCGUAAUUUAUUUAUGUUGUGUUUUGUGUACUAUAGUGUGUCAGGAUGUGUUUUGCUUUUUUAGCCAUGGCAUUGUCUGUUUAUUUUUAAUUUAUGAGUUUCAAUAUCCCUUUGGUAUCUUUCACCCCACUUUUUUAAAUAAGAAUACACUUGUUGCACUUUAUAUUUCGGUUAUAAUUAUCAAUGACUCACUAAGUGUUACAUUUUACGUCAUAUCUAAAGAUAACAUUUACAGUUAAUUUGUUGAUUAAAGUUCAAUUGAAAAUGA